Molecule: messenger RNA, 1224 nt
Organism: Linderina pennispora
Lineage: Eukaryota; Fungi; Kickxellomycota; Kickxellomycetes; Kickxellales; Kickxellaceae
Exons: 7
Coding region: 66-851 (261 amino acids)
Biological process (GO): cardiolipin biosynthetic process
Cellular component (GO): mitochondrion
Molecular function (GO): cardiolipin synthase activity
Source: RefSeq, a predicted model, not a curated record
UUAACUUGUUUUACUUUUUUUUUUUUGCUUGUUUUCUUUAUUUUGCGUUGAAUUAGAACUCGGCCAUGGCUUUUGCAAUGAGGAGCAGUCUAUCUGGCAGUCUGAACUUGCCGAGAAUCGGCAGCCCUUCGUCUCUGCGAUACCUGAGAGCAGCUGACACACGGAUUCCACUCACACAAUCGAUUCGAUACCAGAUUCUCAGGCUUGCCAAUACCGGGCAAGCAUGGCAGAGGCACAGCCCAGUAGAUAAGCGGUGGCUGCACACAAUCACACAUACACUAGGGGGAAUUGCGGGUAAAGGCAGGCUGGCUAGAAGCUAUGCAGCUUACUCAACCGAAUCAAAGAGUCCGUCGGAAGAGCACCACGAAAAGGUGCUGACAAUUCCGAAUGCACUGACCAUGGCGCGGAUCCUGUCGUCGCCCAACGAUAUGGUCCUAGCGCUUACCGGAUGUGUCGUGUUUGGGCUGACCGAUGCGCUGGAUGGAUAUAUUGCGCCAGCCGACAAGGUGCUGAUGACGACACUGACGGUGGCACUGGCAUAUGGCGGGCUCUUGCCAACAGCCCUGGCAGCAGUUAUUAUCGGACGCGAUCUGGCGCUGUCGCUGGCGGCAUUCUUUAUCCGGUGGACGACGCUGCCGGCUCCCAAGACUCUGAAGCGGUACUUUGAUCUGUCGAUUCCGUCAGUCGAGGUACGGCCGACGCAGAUCAGCAAGUGGAAUACGGCGCUGCAGCUUGGAUCACCUGGAACCACCACGGUUCUCAGCGGAAUUGGGUACUUGACAUCCAAGGACGCUCAAAGCGAUAUCCCAAAGCCGCCGCACAUUCUGCCGACUAAGAAACAGCAAAAGUAGACACGGAGCAGAUAUAUUUCUCAAAUACAUAUUGCCAUGCUAGAUGAGCGUGCGCGGCUUGUCCUUGAUAUCGUCAAGCUUGGCCAGCUUCUUCGCUGACAAAGAUUGCGCGCGCCCGAUCCAUGUCAUCGACAGUGUUGGCGCGGCGCAGACACUCGUUCAUGAUGUUUUUGUGCUCCUUGCAGUUCCAGACCACGCUGAUCGUGUAUUUGGCGCUGCACUCGGAGAAGAACCGCAUGGCGUCGGCACACCGGUCAUACGACUGCUGCCGCUUCAGCUCGAUCACCUUGUUCUCCUCUCGCCGCGUUAGCGAGGCAACCUGCAGGCUGGGGUGCAGGCUGGGUGCCGCGACAGGCGGCUUUGGCGUCAUUAG